AUUAAAACUGCGGCUAUAAUCUGAUUCCAAUUUCGUGGCUUGUACGCUCUCUUUUCUCUUCUUUUUUCUUCCUUGUUUUAUCUAGUGCAUAAAAUGUGGUAUUCAGAAGAAUAUGAGCCAAUUAAAGUAGGCUCUAUAGAUGGGAGAGGCACUGAACCGCAUGAUGCCGCAGUAGAGAGAGCUUCUCGUUCAACGUACCGACCACCGAGACAUUUGACAUCCGAUCCUCAAUGUACCUUAUUUAUAGGUCGAUUAAGCUUUGAUACGACAGAGUCUACUUUAAGAUCACACUUCGAGAAAUAUGGAGAAAUCACACAAGUGCAUAUUAUUAAGAACAAUGUCACUGGUUUAUCUCAAGGUUAUGGUUUCGUCACAUUUACUCGAGAAAGGUAUGCAAAAGAUGCAUAUCACUAUGCAAACAAAAGUGUGCUGGACAGUCAUGUGAUUCUAGUGGAUUUUGAAAGAAGUAGGACAAUGAAAGGCUGGAUACCACGAAGACUUGGUGGUGGCUAUGGUGGCAAGAAAGAAAGCGGCCAAUUGCGCUUCGGUGGUAGGGAUAGACCCUUUCGAGAAACUGACCGUGUAUCAAGGGAUCAAAAACGGUCUGAUCAUUGGAGAUAUACCAAAAGGUCUAUUUCUCCUUCUUCUGCUGAAUUAAGCUAUAAACGACAAAGACAUGAUAGCUCAAGAUCAAGGGAUCAUAGACGAACAUCGUCUAGAGACCACAAAAGAAGUCGAUAAAUUCUUUUUUUUUUUU
Gilbertella persicaria is the source of this 757-nucleotide messenger RNA. RefSeq lists its product as uncharacterized. Lineage: Eukaryota; Fungi; Mucoromycota; Mucoromycetes; Mucorales; Choanephoraceae. The record is from RefSeq and is a predicted model, not a curated record. Gene Ontology annotation, cellular component: U12-type spliceosomal complex; precatalytic spliceosome. Gene Ontology annotation, biological process: mRNA splicing, via spliceosome. The coding region runs from base 94 to 741 and encodes 215 amino acids. Gene Ontology annotation, molecular function: snRNA binding; mRNA binding. The transcript is spliced from 3 exons.